This is a messenger RNA of Mycena indigotica, 2133 nucleotides long. RefSeq lists its product as uncharacterized. NCBI's taxonomy places the organism in Eukaryota, Fungi, Basidiomycota, Agaricomycetes, Agaricales, Mycenaceae. Bases 1 to 2133 code for a protein of 710 amino acids. The transcript has 3 exons. The record is from RefSeq and is a predicted model, not a curated record.
AUGACUAACUCAAAGCCAGGAGGUGUUUUGAACACGUCGGACGCUGCGACGAAUGAUCUUGCUCAAUCGAUUAUGCUCCUCGAGUUGGAUGCGACUCCUUCGCCUCAGGCUGCUCGCGAUGCUGUUGUGCCGCCUGUUGAAGAGAUUCCCGUAGGCAAGAACAUAUCCAAAGUCUUGCGACCCACGGGGUCAGUCAGCCCCCUUCUACCGUAUGCUGAACGGGCUGCCCUCUCGCCCAAACGGCAACUAGCGCCUGAAGCAUCUCAACGACAACUGAUCGGCCAACAAAUUGCUCCAUCUCACCGCGGGACAACGACGCCCUCGCCAGAGCCGGACCCAGCUCCUGUUUUCCACUCUUUGCGUUUGCGGCGCUCACGAACCCGACCUGUUUCGUCAUCACCGCCCUCUCCACCUCCAUCUUCUGUGGACAGCAAGAUGGACAUGCGGUCGUUGUCAUCGCUAACGUUUGGCUCCCGCUCGUCAUCCGACUCGCCGGAAGAGCCCCAAACCGGUCGCGUUUUGCCUCCCGUCUUUACCCGUCACAUUCGCAAUCGGUCCUCGUUGCCUGCUGAUGCGCAGCCCUCGCCGCGGAGCAGCAAAGGCAGUCACAACGGAACCCCUCGCGCGUGGCGCAAAGCGAGUGCUCGGAACUGGAUGUGUCUGACCCUGAACUCGGAUAUUCCAAACGAGUUGCAGGUUAUCUUAUCGGCGUCACGUGCCACAUCGCCUGUUGACACGCUCUCGUUCUUCCCGUCUACUAGCGCCAACACCUCUCUGCCGUCUUCUGGGCUUCCACCUGGUGACCUGCCGCCUCUGCCUCCCUCGCCUCGCAUCUCCUCGUCGCCCCCUCAACUACAGCUGCCCAUAUUCAAUGUUGAGCUUGUUGAAGCCAAUGGUAAUCAUGCCGAUAUCGAUGAUGGCGCUACCUCGGAGGAGGAUACGAAAAAGUCGUUUGAUAUCACGGGUGAGCUCCAGAAGCUGAAUGAGCCUGGGGCAUCAGAUAGGCGCAUUUUCGUUGAACAACAGGAGAACGCGUUCAAAACACCAGCCAAGAUCGACCUGCGCAAUCUACUUGCGAUUGACGUGCCUCCGGUUCCUCCUAUGCGGUUUAUCAUGGACCAGACUUCCUCGGCACCGUCGUCUCCAGAAAACUCGUCCAGUUUGGAAGACCAGCGAUCGCCUCGGUCAGCUACACGUUUGAUGGACAUCACAGCGCUGACGACGGCAGCCAGUGAAGGCGUCAGUACUAGGGCCGUAUUCAAGCACCCACAAUAUCCUUCCCCAAUCAUCGAUCUCAAAGAACCAACACUCUUGCCUGGCUCUGAUAGCCUGGGAAGUGACAUAAGCCUUUUGCCACAAAAAGGCCCAUCGACUGGUGAACUCAGCGUUGGUUUCAAGUUUGGGGGUCAGCUCCCUGGAGAGGAACCAGCGCCAAAGAUGCAAAAAGAGCCGCUUACCUUGUCAAACAUUCUUCCACCACCCUCUCACAGGCGCGCUCAUUCCCUGACGUCAUUGAUGGAGGACAAGGGAUCUCAGGCUGUGCUCCGAGUCAAGUCCGUUCUUGCCUAUGCCGCAGACGUUGCUGCCCAACCCCGCCCAUGGGUCAACUGGGCUCCAGUUUGCGUCGCUCUGCCGUCGGAAAUUCACGCGCUUCGAUGGCCAGCAUGCGUUCUCGAACUCGUUCAAGACCCGCCUCUGGCAUCAGCUUUACCGGAUUCGACUCGUUUGAUGAGGUCCGCAGAGGUUUCGAGCUCCAUGCUGAUCGCCCAACGUUUUAUCCACCACCUCCUGCUGCGCGCAACGCUUGAGCUUACCACGGACGGCGUGAUUCUGUCUUCAGCAUCGCCGUCUGUUUCUUCUUAUGGACACGUGACCGACCCCGGAGUAAACGAUCCUUUCGAGUACGGCUUGCCUACGCCCAGUCUCCGCGAGCAACCAUCCUCUGAAGAUCUGUCCAUCUCGCUUUCUAUGAGCGUUGACAACGCCUUCUCGUUCUUGGCGUGGGACUCUCGUCGCAAACGUGUGGCCAGCGAUGCAUCUAGUUUCUACCUCAAAGCACCAGCUCAGCAAUCACGAACUCCUUCAACGAUCACGAACUUCUCGCGGUCAUCGCUGUCGCGAGUCUACCGCUAG